Durusdinium trenchii is the source of this 2370-nucleotide messenger RNA. Lineage: Eukaryota; Dinophyceae; Suessiales; Symbiodiniaceae. The record is from the annotation of a GenBank genome assembly.
AUGGAGCUCCGGCCAGGCCCCUACGACCGUCCCAACGGCGAGAGCCGGCGCGGUGCGGAGCGCGGUCCGCCGGAACGCGAGGAGAGCUGUCCGUUCUGCAGGUGGCCCGUGGAGAAAUGGUGGCCGUUGAUCUAUGCUCCCGUGGUCGAACUGGGUGCUGAGACCUGGCGCUCCUGCCAUUUGAAAUGCCUUUUGGACGCCCUCCGCCGCGACGAGGAACAUCCUCGCGCGGCCGGCGUGGAGACAAGCUUUGGAGAGAGCGUCUUGGAGCUGGUGACGCGAGCGGAGAAGGCACUCUUCUCUCGCAAGCCAUCCGCACGAUUGGGCUUGGAGGACGAGAGAAUGUGCUUGGCGGCUCAGAGCACGCUUCCCCCCACCUGGCCCUAUGAGGAGCUGCGGCCAAUACCGAAGGCGACCUUCUUUCUGCAAGGGGUGCUGGAGCUGCGCUUGUCCUGCAGUCCGCAGCUGGUGGAGAUCCCACCAAACCUGGGGCGAUCCACAGACUUGGAGUCGCUGUGCUUGAUUUCCAACAGUUUAACCAGCUUACCCUCGGAGGUGGGCAUGCUGCGUGAGCUCCGGUUCCUCUACCUGAAUGGAAACUUCUUGCGGCGAAUACCUCAGGCCGUGAGUGAUCUGCCAAAGUUGCAGGAGAUUUGUUUCGAUGCCAACUGCCUCGAAGAGCUACCGCACUUCACGGCCCAGCUGCGCCUCUUCACGGCGCCGGGGAAUCACCUCACAGAGGUGGCCUUCUGGCCCCAGCUGGAACGGCUGGAAGUGCACGGGAACCGCCUUCAGCGCUUGCUGCCCCUGAGCUGGCAUUCUACAUCGCAGCUCGUGACGCUCAAAGUCAUGGGGAACCAGCUGACCGAGCUGCCAGAAGAGGUGGAGAUCGAAUGUGUUUGGAGUGACCAGCCCCUGCGAGGUGGGCCACAUGCCGGUCUUGCGGAUCUUGGGGGUCGCCAGCAACCGUCUGCGGUCAUUGCCCCACGCCCUCGCAGAGAGCCGAGGCCGAGGCCGAGCCCGGAGGUCCGAGCGCUCCGGAGCCCGUGGGAACGACAGCGGAACCACGGGCGGGCGUGGGGCGGGACGGCCACGCCGGCCGCCGGCCGAGGGAACUGGCGCCUCACGCGGCUGCUGUUGGAGUCCAACCCCUUGCGCCCAGUGGCGGUGCAAAGCUUGGUGUCCGACCUCAGAUCCCUUGCCAGCGGCCGUGUCCGUGGGAACUGCCCCUCGGACUACAGCGAGUCGGGGUGUGAUCGUGCUAUCUCGUGCUCAGUGAUUCCCAUCAGUGGCCAAAGCCAAUUGAGCUUGAAGCUCACCAAAGCAUCCCGCUUGAGAAGGAGUACCGACCGUGCGGAGAGUGACCACCCCGAGCUGCUGAUCGUGGCCUUUGCGGCAUCGCAGGGCGAGCCGGAGUGGUUGGGAUUCCUACGGCGGCUAUAUGAAGUUGGGGAGGUGAAGCCUUGUUGCCACAGAUCCUCCCUGGACUUCGCGGAGGAGGCCGACUUCGACGCUCGGAUGGCCAGGCUUUGGACUCAUUGCACUCAGGAGGCUUCGACCGAAGCACCGCCGGAGGAGACACCGGCCCUUCCGCUGGGCGACUUCGAUGUGCUCACGGUGGUGGACCAUCGCAUGCGUUGGUACGCCGAGGAUCGUGGCGCUUUGCAACAGGUUUUGAAGACUUUGCGACCCAAGUACCAGAAGAUGAUGUGCGUGGGUGCCUCUAUGGGGGGCUUCGGUGCCCUGCUGCACGGUGGUUUGGUGGCGGAUGCCGUGGUGGCGUUCAACCCCCAGGCCACCUUAACGGAGGCGUUGCUGCGGCCUCCGGCGGAGACGCCGCAAGAGCUGGAGGACCUCUCCAACGCGGUCAUGGAGUCCGUCCGCGUGGCCCUCGCGCGGAAGGCACAGAUGAUUGUGCAUUGUGCCGCGGAUGAACAUUUGAUGCACGCCCUGGCCUUGCCGAAAGGCGUUGCGCUGGUGGUGCACCCCUUGCAGCCCAGGAAGCCCUUCGCGCGCGUGUUGGAUCGAGCGCAACUCUUGAUUCCCAUUGUGUCGGAUGCGCUGUACCGACUAUAUGGUGUUGGGAGCUACUCACAGGAGUCUCCCUUGCUUGGAUGCUGGUGCAGGAGCGGCUGCUUACGUUGCGUGCCCAUUGAGCCUGGUCGGCUGUUGCGGCUCUUUUUCGGUGCCAGCGGAAUGAUCCCCAGACCAGGCGACUGGUUCUGCGGAGGCUGCAAGGCGCGCAGCUGUCGCGAUCGAUAUUAUUGCUGGCGUUGCCAAAAGCCCAUCACGGAGCAAGGCACCUUGAAGGUGUUGGAUAAUAGCAACUAUCCCAGUCGCUGGGACUGGGGCUGCACCCACUGCGGCGCA